Hirsutella rhossiliensis is the source of this 819-nucleotide messenger RNA. Its product is annotated as palmitoyltransferase ERF2. The record is from RefSeq and is a predicted model, not a curated record. Lineage: Eukaryota; Fungi; Ascomycota; Sordariomycetes; Hypocreales; Ophiocordycipitaceae. Bases 1 to 819 code for a protein of 272 amino acids. The transcript has 3 exons.
AUGGCUGCCACGACUCCCUCGGAUGCAGCGGGCGACAAGCCGCUGCCCAAGAUCAAGCUCUACUGGCUCGAACGAUCGCGGUCGCAGCGCAUCGUCUGGCUCCUCGAGGAGUUGGGUGCGCCGUACGAGCUCGAGGUCUUCCACCGCGACAAGCAGACGAUGCUGGCGCCGGCCGAGCUGGAAAAGGUGCACCCGCUGGGCAAGUCGCCCGUCGUCAGCGUCACGCCUGGCGGCGGCGGCGACGCCGUGGUGCUGGCCGAGAGCGGCUUCAUGACGCAGUACCUGUGCGAGCACCUGCCGGGGGGCGGGCGGCUCAUGCCCGCGCGCUGGAAGGAGGGCCGCGAGGGCGAGGUCGGCGGCGAGACGGAGGCGUGGCUGAGGUAUCAGUAUUACCUGCACUAUGCCGAAGGCAGCCUGAUGCCGAUCCUGGUCAUGGCCCUGGUUAUUUCGCGCCUCAAGUCCAGCCAGGUGCCCUUCCUGGUACGGCCCAUCACGUCGGCGGCCGCCAACGCCAUCGUGUCCAACUUCAUCUUCCCCAACGCGCAGAAGCACCUGCGCAUGCUCGAGGGCCAGCUGGCGACGUCGGGCGGGCGCUACCUGUGCGGCGACUCGCUGACGGCGGUCGAUAUCCUCAUGAGCUUCCCGCUCAUCGCGGCAAAGGGCCGGUGGGACAGCAUGGGCCGGUGGGAGGGCGGGUCGUGGGCCAAGGCGCACCCGCGCGUGGCCGAGUACGUCGAGAGGCUGGAGAAGGAGGAGGGAUACCGGCGGAGCGUGGAGAAGAUUGAGGCUGUCGACGGAAGCUUUUCGGCGACGCUGUGA